This is a messenger RNA of Kluyveromyces lactis, 441 nucleotides long. It is a transcript of the gene RPL20B, whose product is annotated as 60S ribosomal protein eL20. The record is from RefSeq and is a predicted model, not a curated record. Gene Ontology annotation, biological process: translation. NCBI's taxonomy places the organism in Eukaryota, Fungi, Ascomycota, Saccharomycetes, Saccharomycetales, Saccharomycetaceae. Gene Ontology annotation, cellular component: cytosolic large ribosomal subunit; ribosome. The transcript has a single exon. The coding region runs from base 1 to 441 and encodes 146 amino acids. Gene Ontology annotation, molecular function: structural constituent of ribosome.
AUGAGAAUCUUCGCACCAAACGACGUUGUUGCCAAGUCUCGUUACUGGUACUUCUUGCAAAAGUUGCACAAGGUCAAGAAGGCUUCCGGUGAAAUCGUUUCUCUAAACGUUAUCAGCGAAGCUCACCCAACUACCGUUAAGAACUUCGGUGUCUGGGUUAGAUACGACUCUAGAUCUGGUACUCACAACAUGUACAAGGAAAUCAGAGAUGUUACCAGAGUUGGUGCCGUCGAAUCUUUGUACCAAGACAUGGCUGCCAGACACAGAGCUAGAUUUAGAUCUAUCCACAUCCUAAAGGUCGUCGAAUUGGAAAAGACUGCUGACGUUAAGAGACAAUACGUUAAGCAAUUCUUGACCAAGGACUUGAAGUUCCCAUUGCCUCACAGAGUUCAAAAAUCUACCAAGGUUUUCGCUUACAAGAGACCAACCACUUUCUACUAA